CGCUGAAAGCAUGGCGACGCUUGUGAAACUUUACAGUCAGCUUGAGCAAAUCAAAGAGCAGUAUUUUAUCAGAAACAGGAUUGCUGAGGAACACAGGAAGAGAGAGAAUCAGGCGGCUGUCAAAAUUCAGAGCUGGUUCAGAGGCUGCCAGGUGAGAGGAUACCUGAGUCAUCUGCAUAAAAAUGCAACAUCAAUACAGAAAAUAUGGAGAGGGUUCAUUGCACGGAAGCUGUUCAGACACAGACUAAAGGCAGCAUAUUUUAUCAUGAAGAUACAUUUCUACAAAAAGAUGGCUGUCAAGAUACAGAAGAGAUGGCGGGGCUAUUAUGUUAGAAAGUACGUACACAAUUAUUAUGCACGCAAGAGAUAUUUGGAAGGAUUGACAAGGAAGAAUAAUCAAAUCAGGAGAGAUCUGGAAGAAUUUGCAGAGCUCCAGAGAAGAGAGCGAGAACGGAUCGCUCUGGAGAAAGAGGAGCGGGAGAAAAACAUCCAGGCUCAAAAACUCCACUUUCUCCUCAGCACCAAACAGUGUCCCGGUGUUUACAACUCACCGUUUAAGACAGAGCCUGAUGAGAUGGAGCUGAGACUGAGACGAGUUAAACCACGAUCAGCUCCUAAAGAGAGGAAGACCCCUAAAAUAUCCCCUGAUCUCUUCAACCUGACCCCAAACAGAGAUCGUCUUCCACCCAUACACCAAAAGCCACAGGGGCCCUUUCGUUCAUCUCUGGAGGUGCAGCAGCAACGGUACCGGCCCCUGGAGCCGAGCCUCCGCGUGGCCACAUCCAUCACUGCCCUGGAGGAGGCCAGAGAGGAGCUCAGACGCCAGGAGUGGAGGACCCGCGUCAUCGACCAGCCUUUCCUUCCAUUCUUAAAUGCAUCCCCAAAAAAGAGGUACGAGGGCCUGAUGCACACCAGCACCCCCUUCGAACAGGUGGGAUACGGGAUCAAACAUUUUCGAGAGGAACAAAAGGAGGACCUCCAGGGGAAAAAGCCCUUCAAGACCGUCUUUACCACCUGCCACAUCUUUGACAAGUUUGGACGACUGUACUCCAACGCUGGUAAUAUUGUAUGAAGUGGCUGAGUGGAAAACAGACAAAAUCAAUAAAUAAAUGAAAA
Paramisgurnus dabryanus is the source of this 1116-nucleotide messenger RNA. RefSeq names its product spermatogenesis associated 17 (gene spata17). Gene Ontology annotation, molecular function: calmodulin binding. Gene Ontology annotation, biological process: mitotic cell cycle; spindle organization; establishment of meiotic spindle localization. Gene Ontology annotation, cellular component: spindle pole. The record is from RefSeq and is a predicted model, not a curated record. NCBI's taxonomy places the organism in Eukaryota, Metazoa, Chordata, Actinopteri, Cypriniformes, Cobitidae.